CAUAACACGGAAUUGUGCCACUGUGGUUUAGUUUCGCUGGCACAUUACCGCGUCCUACCGCUAGUUUGUUAAACAUGGUUUAAUUACGCUGGAAAACUUGGUGGCAGGCUUGCUAAACCUGAGUGGCUAUGUUUGUUAUUUGAUAGAUUGACAGGCCAACUUUUUCUGCUCGUGUGCGUUGUGAUCUUCGCACUCGAACUUUUCGCUCCGGAAAGACUCGCCCUCCAGCCACUUUUGCAGCUCCUACCAGGGCUGCAUGCAGCCAUGACGCAGCGGCGGCUUCCUAGUACCGCUGCGGCUGCCCGUGAAGUAAAGACUGGUUCAGCCACUGUUGCCGAUAAGCAGUUGAUGGGCGAGGAGCAAUGCAGCCUGCAAGUGGCAUUCGAGGAACUGCAGUGCCACCUAAGACAGUCACGGGACGAGAUUGCCCGCCUUGAACGAGUGAAGGCAAAGCUUCGGGCCGAGGUGGAGGCGAAAAACAUCAGUCUGGGCUACCUCCAGCAGCAGCUAGACAAACGUGACCAAGAGGCAGAAGACCUUAGGUCAAAGCUUGAGCAAGAAAGCCAACGGAACGCUGAGCUCACACAGCAGCUUGCGGAGGCCCAGAAAGCGAAUGCUGAAGCUUUUGGUCCAUCUCCACUGCCAAAGGUCACCAAGAAGCAGCCAUUUCGCUACCCUGUCGAAGUGGGCCUCCGUGACUCCGAUGAAGACGACCCGGCUGUGUGGACAUUGGAUGGCAUGUCGCAAUUAUUGAUGGCUCGAAUGCAGCAGGAGAUAAAAAGCUUGGAAGAGAUAGGUGGGGAAGUCGUCGAAGAUCUUCCCUCAGGUGAUGGGUCGAGAACGCUUGUUAGCCACGACCAGCCACAGGUGGCAGCAAAGGGAACGUCCAAAGAAGAAACGAUACAGCACGACAGCAGCCUGCAAGCUGCAAUGCGGCUUAUUGCCACGCUCACUGCACAGCUUAACACUGCCAGGGAAAGGGUGCUGGGCCAGAGGGCAGCGCUGCUCUCCACUUUGGCCAGGCUUAGAGAUAGCCAAGCUAAGAGGCCAGGUGAACGUCCCACUCGGCCGGCACUAAGUGGAACAAGGCCUUCGGACGAAAGCUUUCGCGUCUACUUUACGCAACAGCUCUCUGCAAGCGGCCUCAACGCAGAACUGUCUCAAGGCGCACUACCAGAAGAAGAGCUCGAGAGGGUUUGUCCCAUCUGCGAGGUCCUCUUCCCACGGCGCUUCUCUCAAGACGACUUUGAAAGCCACGUCCUCGAGCACCUCUCCGGUCAUCCACUUGUGCUCGAUCCAGCGCAGUAAGCCAUACAGAAAACAGAAGGGUUUUUUUGUUAUAAGUCCGUAAAAACUGUUGGCGCAUGCAUGUGUACCAACUGAGCACGCAGCUAAGCUUAUGGCACACAGGUUUAGCUCAUCAAAAAACACAUUUAAUUUAACCAGCUAAUGUUACGCUAUGUGCAUAGAACCACCAAACUGAUAGGUGUUUCAACAGUACUUUGACUUGGGAGCAUUUAUUCAUUUUGACACUACUCGCAUAGGUGUGCUAAAAUGAGAACACAUAAAGCGUGACUGGCACUUGACUUCAGUGCCAGUGGUUCCGCAUGUGUUCUUUUUAUGCUCAUCCUAAUGCUGUUAUGGUAACACUGUAAGGUUUGAUAUCGUAGGUUCCGUAAACGAUAUGUGUGACUUGUUGCACUAUUUCAGUGCCACCCACUUUUGGAGAUGCGAAAUUCUUGUGCAUUUUAGUAGGCUUGUGCGAAUAGUGAAUUUUUGGUUCGAAGCAAAUUCGAAGCGAGUAGUUAUUUUAAUCGAAUAAUUUCGAAUCGAAUUCGAAUUGUAUGUAUGACAUAUAAAAAAAGGAAUAUUUAUAUGAUGCAACUAACCUGCACAGUAUAUCUUUUGAAUUGAAAUAGGGGGCUUUAUGCAAAUGCCAUUCAUUUUUUAGUUCAAAGGAAGUCAAAACAACCUUGAGUAGUAGUUUUGGUAGGAUGCGAGUGCAUAACCGGUAAGAUACUUAAUGUUUUAAGAUUUAAUGUACUUGGAUCAUAUAAGCUGUCACAACAAGCUUAAUAAAUCGGAGAAUCGAUUUGAUGGUAUCAUGUUCCUUUAAAGGGGCCCUGCAAGACUUUUUCAAGUAGCCAUGGAGCCAGUAAACAUGCUUGUUGCCUCACAAAUUUACUGCCGCAAAGUUUCUAGAAUCAGUCCAGUAUGAGUUCCAAAAGUUCCAAAAAUUUGUCGCACGCUGCAGUUGCAUUUUCUCUUUUCGUUUUGACGAAAUAACUGGAAGCUAAGCAGGGAGGAAUGGCACGGCAAAAGAAAAUACCCCAUACGCACCUCGUGAUCUUGAGCACCCCUCUUUUUUUCUUCAAGUGCGCGGCUUUUCAGUGAGAUCGCGCACGUACUCGUGGACAAGCGGCGGCCCCGGUAAUGACGACCGCACCAUGCUCAAAUCAGCCAAUGCCUGUGACCAGAGCCGUAUAUUUCUUCUUGGCUGUGACAAGAGAUUUUUGAGGUUGUAGUGUCAUUUGCCGAGGAAAGAAAGCUAUUUUAGCUUUGAAAAUUUAUUGUGAAUUACAGGCCACGUGCUGCGCUACAAUAUUUGCCUCGCGUGUUUUCGGCAGCAUUUUCUGACCAUGUACAGUAAGUGUUGCAGGGCCCCUUUAAAUUUGAAGAGGGGCUUUACGGCAAAGCGAAGUUUUUUGGAGUAGGUGCUUUUACUGUUUAGCACUCCUACAUUGCAGAGAAACCACCUUUACAGGUAGUGACAUGCGGAUUAAUAUACACCUAUUCGUUCAUUGCGAAUACUUCGAAAAUAUUCGAUAAUUUAAAUUCGAAUCUAAGCGAAUUCGAAUACUCAACUAUUCGUUCGAAUAUUCGAAGCAUUUUAAUAUUUGCACAAGCCUACAUUUUGGUGCUAGCAUAUUAUUCGCUAGCAAGAAGGGCUCUUUUACAGCGUUCGAAUACGAAGAUUGUAGCUUAGCUUGAGCUAAAGCUUCGUUGCUACGGACAUCAGCAUACGAAAACUAUGUGCACGCAAGUCCCAGUAACAGUUGCCGAUAUGCAAGCUGUAUAUCGUAUAGUUAGCAAGUCAUUUCACAUCUUUAAUUUCCCUUCUGUAUUUAGGACAUGUGUCCAUGACAGGGUGGCCACAGUGCGAGUUUGACAGGGUAAAAGGCUGAUUGAUUGAUAUGUGGCGUUUAACAUCCCAAAACCACCUAUAUGAUUAUGAGAGACGCCGUAGUGGAAGGACUCCGGAAAUUUCGAGCACCUGGGGUUCCUCAACGUGCACCCCAAAGGGUAAAAGGCUGUGCAGCGAUUGCUUGGUUGCACUUGAAAAUGAACACAAUUUUUAAUUUGUGCAGCCACCGCCAAAAACAAUUUAGCAGUGCGAACGUGUUGCCCAUAAAAAAUUUUGGCAUCGUAAUGAUGGUGUUCAAUGAAAAUUCUUGCAUUUACUUGGGAAAUAAGGAAGUGACAUGUACUACUCGUAUCUAUUUUGUACAUACUGCAGUGUUUGCUCUCCACUGUUCCCUAAUACUGUAUUUCUGGCAUGAUGUUUUCAUUCAUGACUGACUUUGUACAUUUACUGACAGACUAGUGUUCAGAUGGGUUUACAUUUUGCCUCAUACACUUGGGAAUGUGAGGGCGAACAUGAUAUGGUUGUUCAUAAAACUUACCAUCUUUAGCUUAUCUGGCAAAUCCAGAACACUGCCUGUGCAGUACAUUACAUGUAAAGAGAUUUGACCUUAAUGCAGCCAGAUAUGUGAUGGUGCUUCCAGUGUGUUGUUCUUACUGCAAAUAUCCACUGUUGAACAGUUUUGAUGGCUUAUUGUGUUGGCUGUAUAUCAUUGGCAACUGUAUAGUGUAGAAGAAUACCCUGAGCUUUCAGUGUUGAGCUAUCACCAGCCUAUCACUUGAUGGCCCCCACAGCCCUGCUUUGUCGCUCAUCACAUCUACAUUAACUACUUUUAUUAGUUGGUCGAAGUUCUUGCCAGAUAAUUUAAAGAAAUUGUGCAAAUCCAUAGUGAACAUGUAAUGGAACCUCUUUACUCUGGCAUUAGGACAUAAGGUAUAAACUAGGUUUCUGGCAGCGCACACCUGAAAACAUACAAAAUUGGUGAAGCCAUUUGCAGUUCUAUUUUGUUUUACCCCUUUUUUCCUUCCCCUCAGCCAUGUUUUUAUUUAUACAUGUCUGAAAUAAAGAUCCAAUUCAACUACUGCAUGCUCCAUAUCCUGGUUGAAUAAAGUUACAUUAAGAAAUGGCGGCACAGUAAGUGUUCCAGUUGUCAGCAGAUUACACUGCUACGGUGCUUGAGCUGAAGCUUUCUGUCCGGAAGGAGUACUGUACUCCAUUUCUUUUCUAAAGCUACCACAAUAGUUGAAGAAUCUGAAAAUGUGCCCCUCGGUUUGUGGACUGAGCUGUCGUAGUAUAGUUUGUGAAUUGUUCCAAAAGCAAAAGAGGUAUGUCUUACUCAUGCUGACACUCUCUUAUUAUAAAUUGGCCCAAGGAACAUGUGAGCCAAUAACUAUGCAUUCUGACAAAUGCAUUACUGAAGAAACAAAGAAAUUGUGCACAGAAACAGAAAUCCAAUCAGACAUUGUGCACUGAUAACUGGACAUUAAACUUAAUUGGCUAUGCACAUUUUUUGUCUUUUUGUGAAAGAACUACAGUGAAGACAUGCUGGUUGUGUCCACUGGUACUAAUCAACGUGCCAUCAUGGGAAAAAUGGUAUGAUGGAUCUUUUACUAGCUCACUUUACUUCUGACAUUUUACAUCUCCCUUCUUAAAGGCAACUUGCCUAAAACAAAUUUUAAGCUUAUCACGGAGUAGCAACAGUUAUAAGCUUUGUUGUUAUCUCACAGAAUUAAGUUCUUGCAUUUAAAAUAAUUCUGUUGUUAGCUGGUGAAAGGGACACUAAAGUCAAAUAACAAUUUACAUCAGAGUGAAAGCGCAAUGUAUGACUAUAUCUGAAACGACAAUAUUAUCAACAACAGAGCCCUACUUACCCUGAUAUUAAGGUAAAUGCACAAGAACACAAGCGCUGCAGUAGGACAUUUUCAAAAUGAUUCAGAUGACAUGAGACGGACCACCUACAAAUAAUUACUCGUAAUCGAUCUAACUGCACUAAAUAAAGAACCUUCCGUGCAUCAAGAGACGCAAUAAAAUGCUGCUUGUUCGUUUCUGUUUGAUUCAUGAAAAAAAGAACCGCCGGACGUUACUAUGGGGAAUGGCGCGAGUGGUUUAAAAAUUCAAUUUUAACAUAGUUACACGGUACAGGUGGUGCAGUUGAAACAAAAGCGUCUGCAAUCUCGAAGCCAAUUUUCGGGAAAUUGAUCAAUUGUCGUUGUUGCUGCUGUGGCUCCCGCUGAUUUCGGUCUGCUGCUACUAGCGCAGUAAAGCUGGGCAACAUUGUGCACAGCAACAGUGAUGUGAGACGUUCCAAUCGGUUUGCUUCUUGAGGCGGGUAAUUUGAAGUGAGCUAACUCGAUGCGGAGCACUAAAACAUGAUUUUAUUUCAAAAUAGGCCUUUUCUUGGCACGUAAGUAACACUACGAGGUUUCUGGACUGCCAUUUCAACAAUCAACGUCGACUUGAUAGUUGGCUUUUGUGUCCCUUUAAAGAUUCGAAUGAAUGAAUAAACUUACUUUGAAGUCCCGCAGUUUCGUCCGAGCGAGGUGAGAAAAAAGGAAAUUGACCCCUGUUACUUCCCACCCUUCGUCGAUUAUGAUGGCGAUGCCUCAGAUGACCGCUCAAAGUUCAACAAAGUAUUCUUUAGUAAUGAUGGAAGCGAUAAAUACACUAUCAGCCAGCCAUUUAUACGUAGUCUGUGGCACCCAUUAUUUCCACAAAAGUUGUUAUACUCGUGGUAUUAUUGAUGUUAAGCUCCCAUGGAUGAAGAGUGUGUACUAGACAUUAUGCAAAUUUUCAUAUUCUGGUCCGAACACUUCCGUAAGCAAGUGCAUGUGAUAAAUAUUAAACUUCCUGGGUGUAAAGCCAAAUGGUUCUCUUUUUUUUUUUCAUUCUUCAUUGUUCUGGUGUUGGAAUAUCGAGAGUGCAGGCACUGUUGCGCUGUUCAAAACCAUGGUAAAUUGAUUUUUACAGUCUGCCAGCUGUCUCUGUAACCAUCGUUCAUACCUUUUGCAUUUGUGGUGUGUACUUUCAUUUUUUGAACCCUUCUUUAUGCAUCCUGGCAGCUUGUAAUGUGAUUGCCAACGCUUUUCCAAGGAACUACUUUCAGAAAAUCAGUCAUGCUUGCCAAAGAACUUGAGUCCAUUCAUUAAACAGAAUCAUUUUAUACUAGUGCACAUUGUUUCCAUAAUAUAAUAAUAAUGUAAUCUGGCAAUUAGACUUGAAUACUGAAUUGCAGCUUCCUUGCACAGCUGUGGGACAGUUAGGAAAUAUUUUCAUAAGUUUAGGUGUGAUCUUGCAAAUUAUGGAAAUUUGCACCAGCAGUAAGUACUAAAGUUAAGCUACAUUAAUACUUUAGAUUUUCUGAUGGGUUAUUGCAUAUCGCACCACCCAUCUGAGGACAGUACAUUAAAACAACACUAAGGUUAUCUUCCUGCAAACUGUGCAAAGUUUCACUGCAGUGUGUAUUUUUUAACCCACAACUGCAUUUUUUUGUUUUUUGCUUCAGAAUUUCGGCAUGCACACCAUUGUUAACAUCUUAUGACUACACAAACAUACUAUAAGGGUCUUCGUGUUGAGGCCAGCCUAAGAGUUUUUGUAGAAGUUUCAUGUUGUGCCCGAAUAUUAAAUAUGUAUUCAACACAAGCACCUAAAAGCAUAGCGUACUUAAGUCCUUAACUCACAAUAUGUCUAAGUACCUGCUAAUGUUUAUGUGGACAAGUUAACAUUAUAGGACUGGUUGUGCACUUCAUCAAUAUCUCUGAAUAUUUAAGGCCAUCUGAAAGGUGCUUUAUCAGAUGUUUUCAUGGAAACAUUUUUGUUAUUUCAGCCUGGUCUGUUUUCUUGGAAUGGUUGAAGCAGCUGUCAUGAGACUAUGGAGAGAUCUGAUUGCUGUUGAUAUCUGCAAUAAAGGAUGUCUAAACAAGCUU
This is a messenger RNA of Rhipicephalus microplus (southern cattle tick), 7065 nucleotides long. RefSeq lists its product as uncharacterized. The record is from RefSeq and is a predicted model, not a curated record. Lineage: Eukaryota; Metazoa; Arthropoda; Arachnida; Ixodida; Ixodidae.